CAUAAGUUACCACGAGCACCUUUAGUGGGAGAGAAAAGCGAGGCUAUAAGAGGAAACAUGGCAUAUACUUUACGAGAGGCCAUCAUUAUGGACCUAGCUCACAGUCCAUGGUAGAGCUUCGACCUUGAAUCUUUAGGGGUCUCAACUUCUUUAUUGGUGUUCAGCUUCUUUCUUCUAUCUAGGAAUUGUUUGGCUUUUGAACUUUCUUUAUUUCUUCUUGGGUCACGUGCGUGGCCCAAUGUGGCAUGUUCCAAAGUUGAGCUAGAAGCUUGGGCCUCUACACACGCCCUGGUUCCGAGUACAGUAUCCACCACACCUCCUCCCAAGAGGCGUGGGUCAUAUGUGGAUACCUCUGUUGUGGAACCUCCUUAGAUAAAAGAUAUGCGUGUCACAGAAUCUGGGCAUCUUGAGUAUUACUUGGAGUAUAUUGACUAUACUGAAGAAGCCAACGAAUGGAUUGGAGUCUUCCAAAAGAACCCAUUCAACCAGGCAUGCCUGGAAGAGAAAUCAAAUGGCAGUACUGAAAUAAUGUUGCGUCCUUCCUUUCCUCGGUGGUAUAGGGGGCAACAAGCUCCUAAGCACUUUCCGAAGAGCGAGGUGAUAGCACGUGUCCAUGAUACCUGGAAAGUAGGUGAUUGGGUUGACUGGCAUAAUAAAGAUUGCUACUGGACUGGGCAGAUUAUUGAGCUGACCAGUAAAAAUGUGGUUGAGGUAAAAUUCUUGGAUCAUCCCAUGGGUGAAGGCCAGCAGUGUCUUGCUAAGAAAAAGGACCUGAGGCCUGCGCUUGAUUGGUCCAUCAUUAAAGGCUGGACUGUACCUCUUUCGGCCGCAAAAGGGAAAAGCUGGCAAGCUGCUCAUCUGGUUCAUCCUAAAUCUGAUGUAGAAGAGAGGAGCAGCACAGAUGAAGAUGAAGCGCUGGGAUCUUCAUCAACUGUCAAAACACAUUCGUCGGACAGAAACAUCGUAUCUAAGCUAAGAAAUCAGAGGAUGGCGACACACGAAUCAUCAGACCCCAGUCGACGGCGUACCCGCAGUUCCUGUGGGCUACUGAUAUCUCCAUCGGAGCCUGCCACCGUCGAAUCGAAUGGAAGCGGUUCCCGCCGGUACCCCUUUCGGGUCCGGAGGAACGCAGCGGAACAGCAGAGAUGAAGCUGGUAACGCCGCACACUUGAUGACCCCCACGGGGUUUUACGAGCAUUAUGGGAUAUACUUAGUGAUAUAUACCACAUGAGCUCUAUAUACAUCGAAAAUGGCCGAUCGCUGUCUUUGCGGAAUCGGCCACAUAGGCAUCUGGGCCAUGAUCCAUUGACUGGCUGUUACUUGGCAGGAGUUGCAUACUUAAGGCUGGUUGUUACUUGGGCUUGCGUUGUCUCAUGUGGUUCUGAACCUCUGGGUCCGAAUCAGACUGAACAAAUGCUAAGCCCCGUGAUGAAAAAGGAAAACAAUAUACUUCUGUUUUUUUUACAGAACUGACACAAGUAUUAAACGAGCAAAUGGUACAGAAUCA
This is a messenger RNA of Triticum aestivum (bread wheat), 1507 nucleotides long. RefSeq lists its product as uncharacterized. NCBI's taxonomy places the organism in Eukaryota, Viridiplantae, Streptophyta, Magnoliopsida, Poales, Poaceae. The coding region runs from base 382 to 1149 and encodes 255 amino acids. The transcript has 6 exons. The record is from RefSeq and is a predicted model, not a curated record.